Molecule: messenger RNA, 1936 nt
Organism: Saimiri boliviensis boliviensis (Bolivian squirrel monkey)
Lineage: Eukaryota; Metazoa; Chordata; Mammalia; Primates; Cebidae
Source: RefSeq, a predicted model, not a curated record
AUGUCCGACAGCAUCCUGAGUGACCCUAACUUCUAUCCCCAGGUCUUCCACGUCAGUCAGCUGAGGCUUAUCUACAUCAAAGUGGAGGGACUGGCCCCAGGGGAGCCUCAGGGCUUCAUCUUGAUGGCCUGCAGCCUCACAUUCCACUUUUUCUGGUGCCCUCUGGCUCCCAGAGUCCAGUUUGCCAAUCAAGUGAUGGAGGCUGAAAGGAGGGAUGAGGGGAAGGAGGGGGGUCAGCAAAUGCUAAAUGAUGGAGAUGAGGAUCUUGAUGCAGAUGAAUGGCCCAUUGACUUAAGGAAUCGUGUGGCUGGAGAGGCCCAGAUCCAGCAGUUCUGGGAUGUUGCUUCACCAAACAGAGGUAUUAAAUGCACGAGGAGGAGGCCCCUGCUCCUCAACAGCAUCCUGCUGCGCCAGAACCCACACCACGUGCACAAGUGGCAUAAGCCUGUUGCCCUGCACCAGGGCCGCCCCCGGGAGAUCAUCAAUACCUACACAGAGGCUGUGCAGAUGGUGGGCCCCUGCAAGGCCACAGGCAAACCCCACACUCUGUGGGUGGCAUUUGCCAAGUUUCAUGAGGACAACAGGCAGCUGGACGAUGCCUGUGUCAUCCUGGAGAAGGCCACCAAGGUGAACUUGAAGCAGGUGGAUGACCUGGCAAGCCUACGGUGUCGGUGCGGGGAGCUGGAGCUCCGGCACGAGAACUAUGACGAGGCCCUGCGGCUGCUGUGGAAGGCCACGGCGCUGCCUGCCUGCCGGGCCGAGUACUUCGACGGCUCAGAGCCCGUGCAGAACCGCGUGUACAAGUCACUGAAGGUGUGGUCCAUGCUCUCCGACCUGGAGGAGAGCCUCGGCACCUUCCAGUCCACCAAGGCCGUGUACGACCGCAUCCCGGACCUGCGCAUCGCAGCACCCCAGAUCGUCAUCAACGACGCCAUGUUCCUGCAGGAGCACAAGUACUUCGAGGAGAGCUUCAAGGCGCACGAGCGCAGCAUCCCCCUGUUCACGCGGCCCAAUGUGUCGGAAAUCUGGAGCACCUACCUGACCAAAUUCGUCGCCCGCUACGGGGGCCGCAAGCUGGAGCGGGCACGGGACCUGUUCGAACAGGCUCUGGACGGCUGCCCACCAAAAGACGCCAAGACCUUGUACCUGCUGUACGCGCAGCUGGAGGAGGAGUGGGGCCUGGCCCGGCACGCCAUGACCAGGGCCGUGGAGGCUGAGCAGCAGCACGACACAUUCAACAUCUGCAUCAAGCGGGCUGCCGAGAUCUAUGGGGUCACCCACACCCGCGGCAUCUACCAGAAGGCCAUCGAGGUGCUGUCGGACGAGCAUGCACCUGAGAUGUGCCUGAGGUUCGCGGACAUGGGGUGCAAGCUGGGGCAGAUCAACCGCACCCGGGCCAUCUACAGCUUCUGCUCCAAGAUCUGCAACCCCCGGACGACCGGAGCGUUCUGGCAGACGUGGAAGGACUUUGAGGUCCGGCACGGCAAGGAGGACACCAUCAAGGAGAUGCUGCGCAUCCAGCGGAGCGUGCAGGCCACAUACAACACGCAGGUCAACGCCAUGGCCUCGCAGAUGCUCAAGGUCUCGGGCAGCACCAUGGGCACCGUGUCCAACCUGGCCCCUGGGCAGAGAGGCAUGGAUGACAUGAAGCUGUUGGAACAGCGUGCGGAACAGCUGGCAGCCGAGGUGGAGCGAGACCAGUCCCUGUGUGCCCAGAGCAAGAUCCUGUUCGUGAGGAGCGACGCCUCCAGGGAGGAGCUGGCAGAGCUGGCACAGCAGGUCAACCCCGAGGAGAUCCAGCUGGGCGAGGACGAGAUGGACCUGGAACCCAACGAGGUCCAGCUAGAGCAGCAGAGCAUGCCAGCUACCGUGUUCGGGAGCCUGAAAGAAGACUGACCCGUCCCUCCUCCCUUCCCCCAAUACAGCCGUGUUUGUA